This is a messenger RNA of Dujonia railenensis, 1542 nucleotides long. NCBI's taxonomy places the organism in Eukaryota, Fungi, Ascomycota, Pichiomycetes, Serinales, Debaryomycetaceae. The record is from the annotation of a GenBank genome assembly.
AUGGCUACUGUAAUACCACCACCAUCUAAAAAGCAAAAGCGAGAAGCUCAACAGGUCAGAGAAGUCGAUCUCGUACCAGAUGAUGUCCCCAACGUAUUAAUCAAAUUCCAGGCCUCAGACACCGGUGAAUCCAUUGGUGGGUCUAUAAGAGUUCCAGGAGGAAUUACCGAAAAACAACUUGAAGAGUUGUUGAACCAAUUGCAUGGAGAAUCAGAUGAGCCUGUACCAUAUACCUUUUCCCUUUUAGGUGAUAAGGAAGACCUCAUUGACAUUAGGGAUAAUCUUUAUAAAUCUGUAUUGAAGCCUGGCCACAAAACAACCGAAGAUUUUAUGACUUUGGUGUAUACACCCCGAGCAGUAUUCAAAGUCCGCCCGAUAACCAGACUGAAUGCAGCUAUAGCAGGACAUGGUUCUACAAUUCUUUGCUGUGAGUUUGCCCCAAACGAUUCCGGAAGAAUGUGCACUGGUGCUGGAGAUUCCACCGCUAGAGUGUGGGACUGUAACACUCAAACUCCACUAUACACCUUGCUGGGUCACUCCAAUUGGGUUUUGUGUGUAGCUUACUCACCAUGUGGUAGUAUGAUUGCUACAGGCUCCAUGGACAAUACCAUAAGGUUGUGGGAUGCCGAUUCCGGUAAGCCUAUCGGUUCUGCACUUACAGGACAUUCGAAAUGGAUCUCCUCAUUAUCAUGGGAACCUUUACAUUUAGUAAAGGCCGGAGACUCACCAAGAUUAGCAUCCGCCUCCAAAGAUGGUACGGUGAAGAUUUGGGAAACCACUCGUAGGCACUGCUUGUUUACCAUGAGUGGGCAUACCAACGCCGUAUCUUGUGUGAAAUGGUCAGGAACAAACAUUGUCUACUCCGGAUCUCACGAUAAGACCAUCAAGGCAUGGGACAUCUCAGCCGGUGGAAAGUGUAUACAAACGUUGAAGAACCAUGCCCAUUGGGUAAACCACAUCUCGUUGUCCACGGACUAUGCAUUGAGAAGAGGAUGUUUCGAUCAUGCAUCCACUAGACAAACCAGCAAGACUAUGAGCGCUGAACAAAGACAACAAAAGGCAUUGGAAAUUUGGGAAAAGGCAGCUAAAUUGAAUGGUGUGAUCAAUGAAAGAAUGGUUACCGCCAGUGAUGAUUUUACUAUGUAUUUCUGGGAACCAACCAAGUCUUCUAAGCCAGUUUUAAGAAUGUCUGGUCACCAGAAGCUUGUGAACCACGUUGCAUUUUCACCUGACGGUAGACACGUAGUACUGUCAUCGUUUGAUAAUUCUAUUAAGAUCUGGGACGGUUUGAGAGGUACGUUCCUUGGUACCUUGAGAGGUCACGUUGCGCCAGUGUACAAGACUGCAUGGUCCGCUGAUAACAGAUUAUUGGUGAGUUGUUCCAAGGACACUACAUUGAAAGUCUGGGAUAUUAGAACCAGAAAGUUGAGUGUAGAUUUACCUGGUCACGCCGAUGAGGUUUACGCAGUGGACUGGAGUACUGACGGUAAGAGAGUUGCCAGUGGAGGGAAGGAUAAGAUGGUUAGGUUAUGGUCUAACUAG